CCUCCUCCUCCUCCUCCUCCUCUCCUUCUCCUCCUCCUCCUCCUCCUCCUCUUCCUCCUCCUCCUCCUCCUCCUCCUCCGUAGCCAUUUUUUGGCCCAAGCCUCGCUUGGACCCCGUGCGGGGUCCAAACGGGGUGCGAGCCCCGUUGCCUGUCUGGCUCAGUGGGCUGCCCGACGCGCGUGGGGUCUCCUUCGGGGCGCGCGGCGGGGCGGGGUGAAACAGGCACGUCGUUAGCGGUGGCGCGCGACGAAAAAUCCGACAUUUUGUCGGUGCCUGCGGCCGCCUUCUCCCCUAACCUCCAACCUCCAUGUCCCUCCUCGCCGGUGGCCCGGGGCGGCUCGCUGGUGGCCCGGCGCGGCUGGGCGGCGGAGGCUGGGCGGCGUGGCUGGCGCCUGCCGCGGAGGAGGAGGCGUUCUGCAGGUCAGCGGCUCUGGCGGCGUGCAGGCUGGAGCAGGUGGAGUGCGUAGACCUCAGCGAGUGCGAGGUCGCCACGGAGUUCGAGGUCGACACGGAGUGCGUGGACUACUCCGACCUCGCGGCGCAGCUCGCGCAGGCGCAGGAGCUGUGCGAUGCGCUGGCUGACGAGUGCAUGGAGCUCCGUGCCCUCGCGUGGCGGCUGCGGGGAGGCGCUCGCGGCAAGCCGCACGACGAGCUGGUCGUUGGCGGCGGCUACGAGGUGGACGACGGCGUUGACGCUGACGGCAGCGACUGCGAGGCGCUGGGCGAGCUGGAGAGCAUCGUGGGGUGCGACGGCAACGCUUUCGGCAAGGAGAGCAUCGUGGGGUGCGACGGCGACCAUCAUGGGGUGCGACGGCGACGCUUUCGACAAGGACAGCGUCGCGGGGUGCGACGGCGACGCGUUCGGCAAGGGCGGCAGCGGCUGCGAGGCGCUGGACGCGCUGGAGCGCAUCGCGGGGUGCGACGGCGGCGCGGUCGGCAACGUGGAGAGCAUCGUGGGGUGCGACGGCGACGCGUACGACGGCGACAAGUUCGGCAAGGACAGCAUCGUGGGGUGCGACGGCGACGCGUUCGGCAAGGUCCCGCCCUUCCCGACGCUCUCGGAGGUGGCCGUGGAGAGCGAGCUGGAGCUCAAGGAUGCUCCUGCCCAGGCUGGCGCUCUUGGUCAGGCCGUGCUGGGCCCGAGAGUUGCCUGCUGGGCCGACGCGCUGGAGCAGCAGCAGGCGGGCGAGCAGUGCGAGCAGUUCGUGGACCAGCGCGACUGGGACAUGGUCUUCCUGGCCAACAGUGCCGCUGCCGCCAGGCGUGAGGCAGCGCUGGACGCCCGCGCGGCCGCGGAGCGCCUCGUGCAGGAUGUGCUGGUCGAGAUGCCCGUGGACGUCGAGGCGUUUGGGUGCAAGAAGAAGGCGAAGAAGAAGCAGCACAAGAAGUUGCUUCGGGCCGACGUCGUGGGGGCGACUGUGGGCUUGGACAGCGUGGCGGCGGAGGACCCUCGUCCUCCUGGCGCGGCGGGCGUCUGGGCUUUCCUCGAGAAGGCCUACGCCGCGGGCGUGCCGCCCGACAUCGCCGCCAACCUGGUGCGGGACCAGGUGGUCCUCUGAUGUUCGUCGUGGUGGGCCUCGGCGAGCUCAAGGACUGGCUCAGAAGUUGGGGGCACCCUUUGAUUGCCCUGGGGACUCGUCUGCCUGACGAGUGCGGAGUUCGUCGCGGUGCACCUCGGCGAGCUCGUGGCGGUCCUCCGAGGAGGCCGCGCCCGCGCGCGUGGCCGCGCGCGGGCGCCUGCGUGGCCGACAGUCCGCGCAGAUGCUUGCGGAAUCCUCCUCCUCCUCCUCCUCCUCCUCCUCCUCCUCCUCCUCCUCCUCCUCCUC
This is a messenger RNA of Prorocentrum cordatum, 1826 nucleotides long. NCBI's taxonomy places the organism in Eukaryota, Dinophyceae, Prorocentrales, Prorocentraceae. The record is from the annotation of a GenBank genome assembly.